Messenger RNA from Chaetomium globosum CBS 148.51, 1200 nucleotides. RefSeq lists its product as uncharacterized. Gene Ontology annotation, cellular component: cytoplasm. The record is from RefSeq and is a predicted model, not a curated record. The coding region runs from base 1 to 1200 and encodes 399 amino acids. The transcript has 2 exons. Gene Ontology annotation, biological process: tRNA methylation; cytoplasmic translation. NCBI's taxonomy places the organism in Eukaryota, Fungi, Ascomycota, Sordariomycetes, Sordariales, Chaetomiaceae. Gene Ontology annotation, molecular function: tRNA methyltransferase activity.
AUGGGAAAGUCCUCCAAAGACAAGCGCGACGCCUAUUACAGGCUCGCAAAAGAGCAAGGCUGGCGCGCAAGGAGUGCCUUCAAACUGCUCCAGCUCGACGAGGAGUUCAACCUGUUUGAGGAUGUCACCCGAGUCGUUGACCUCUGCGCUGCUCCGGGGAGUUGGUCUCAGGUACUCUCUCGAGUGCUUAUCAAGGGCGAGAAGUUCGGCCGUUGUGCCUGGCAGGACAGGGAAGCCAAGUUCCGCCAGCACAUGCUCAAUGUUGUCCCCUCGGAUACAACCCCUGAUCAGGAAAAGCCGAUCUCGAAGGAUGAGGUCCCCCAAGCGCAGUUGAAGCCACGGAAAGACGUGAAAAUUGUGUCCAUCGAUCUCCAGCCUAUCAGCCCACUCCCCGGCAUUAUCACCCUCCGCGCCGACAUCACCCACCCGGCUACUGUUCCCUUGCUUUUGAAGGCCUUGGACCCCGACUACGACCCGGAGACGAUGAAUCAACAGGCUUCACAGCCUGUGGACCUCGUCAUCAGUGAUGGUGCCCCCGACGUUACGGGCUUGCACGACCUCGAUAUCUACGUGCAGUCCCAGUUGCUCUUUGCCGCCCUCAACCUCGCCCUGUGCGUGCUGAAGCCCGGCGGCAAGUUCGUCGCCAAGAUUUUCAGGGGCCGCAACGUGGAUCUGCUCUACGCACAACUCAAGAUCUUCUUUGAGAAGGUGUACGUGGCCAAGCCCCGCUCAUCGCGGGCGAGCAGUGUCGAGGCGUUUAUCGUAUGCAUCAACUUCCAGCCUCCCGAAGGCUUCAAGGCCAGCUUGGAGGAGCCUCUCGGUGUCGGCAACCGACUGCCCAAGAUGCUAGCAGAACAGAAUGCAGUGGCACCAAUCACGGCACCAGUCUUGAUGCAGAAUCACGAAACCGGAGCCUGGAACGUGACCCCUGAGCGGACACAGAUGGUGGACGAGCAUGGCAUUGAGGAAGUCGAGGUUGACGACCUAUCAACCGAGCCGCACGACAAGGACAUCCGCUGGAUUGCCCCCUUCGUGGCAUGCGGCGACCUCUCCGCGUUCGACUCGGAUGCUUCGUACAAACUUCCAGACGACCACGUCUCGCUCGACCCGGUUCAGCCACCCACCGCGCCCCCCUACAAACGCGCCAUUGAAAUCAGGAGAGCCAACGGUGGGGCAUACGGAAAACCACCAGGCAAAUAA